AUGGAGAGCGGCGACCGGGACAUGUACCGCCAGUUUCAAGACUGGUGUCUCAGGACUUACGGGGACUCGGGAAAAACCAAGACGGUGACCCGUAAAAAAUACGACCGGAUCGUCCAGCUCCUGAACGGCUCCGAGUCGAGCUCCACGGAUAAUGCCAAAUUCAAAUUCUGGGUCAAAUCUAAAGGCUUCCAGCUCGGCAACUCGGACGAGGUCAGUGGUGGUGCUGGAGGAGGGAAGCAAGUGCUGUACGUGCCAGUCAAAACCACGGAUGGAGUAGGUGUAGAUGAGAAGCUGUCUUUACGGCGGGUAGCCGUGGUAGAAGAUUUCUUUGACAUUAUCUAUUCCAUGCAUGUUGAAACUGGGCCUAAUGGAGAACAAAUCAGAAAACAUGCUGGACAAAAGAGAACGUAUAAAGCAAUUUCAGAGACCUAUGCCUUCCUACCGAGAGAAGCGGUGACACGAUUUCUAAUGAGCUGCUCAGAGUGCCAGAAAAGAAUGCAUUUAAACCCAGAUGGAGCAGAUCAUAAAGAUAACGGAAAACCUCCAACUUUGGUGACCAGUAUGAUUGAUUACAACAUGCCAAUUACUAUGGCUUAUAUGAAACACAUGAAGCUGCAGCUGCUAAAUUCACAGCAAGAUGAGGAUGAAAGCUCUAUAGAAAGUGAUGAGUUUGAUAUGAGUGACUCAACUAGGAUGUCAGCUGUGAACUCCGACCUCAGCUCAAAUCUGGAAGAGAGAAUGCAAAGUCCUCAGAACCUCCAGGGCCAGCAGGAUGAUGAUUCAGCCGCAGAGAGUUUUAAUGGCAAUGAGACCGUGGGACACAGUUCCAAUGCUUCAGGGGGAACACACUGCAGGGAGAUGGCAGAAACCAACAGUAAUGGCAAAACAAAUCUGGAGCAGGAUGAGCAGCCUCUGAACCUGAGUGACAGUCCCCUCUCUGCUCAGCUGACUUCAGAAUACAGACUAGAUGAUCACAGCAGUAAUGGAAAGAACAAAUACAAGACUCUCCUAAUUUCUGAUCUCAAGAUGGAACGGGAGGCAAGAGAAAAUGGAAGCAAGUCCCCUGCACAUAGCUAUUCAAGCUAUGACUCUGGCAAGAAUGAGAGUGUAGGCAGAGGUGCUGAAGAUCUGUCUCUGAAUCGAGGAGAUGAGGAUGAGGAUGACCAUGAUGAGCAGGAAGAUCCUGAGAAGGUUAAUGAAUCAGAUGGGGUAGAAGCUGAGCGACUGAAAGCUUUUAACAUGUUUGUCAGGCUGUUUGUAGAUGAAAACUUGGACCGAAUGGUCCCAAUCUCUAAGCAGCCCAAAGAAAAGAUCCAGGCUAUCAUUGACUCAUGCAGGCGACAAUUCCCUGAGUAUCAAGAGCGUGCCAGAAAACGCAUACGUACUUACCUCAAGUCCUGCAGGCGGAUGAAAAGAAGUGGUUUUGAGAUGUCACGACCUAUUCCCUCACACCUUACUUCAGCAGUUGCAGAGAGUAUCCUGGCUUCCGCCUGUGAGAGUGAAAGCAGAAAUGCUGCAAAAAGGAUGCGGUUGGAUAGACAGCAGGAUGAGGCUGCUCCAGCUGACAAACAGUACAAACAGGAGCCAGCCCAGGUCACUUACUCAACAUCAGCUGUUUCCAGCACACAGGAGGUGUUGUACAUCAAUGGAAAUGGGACCUACAGUUACCAUAGUUACAGAGGGCUCGGAGGUGGGCUGCUAAAUCUCAACGAUGCUUCUAGCAGUGGUCCGACGGAUCUCAGUAUGAAGAGGCAGUUAGCAACCAGCUCUGGAUCCUCCAGUAGUUCAAGCUCUAGACCCCAGCUGAGUCCAACUGAAAUAAAUGCAGUGAGGCAGCUUGUGGCAGGGUAUCGAGAAUCGGCCGCAUUUUUAUUGCGUUCUGCAGAUGAACUGGAAAACCUUAUUUUGCAGCAGAACUGA
Molecule: messenger RNA, 1920 nt
Organism: Pygoscelis adeliae (Adelie penguin)
Lineage: Eukaryota; Metazoa; Chordata; Aves; Sphenisciformes; Spheniscidae
Gene: NOL4
Product: nucleolar protein 4
Exons: 11
Coding region: 1-1920 (639 amino acids)
Source: RefSeq, a predicted model, not a curated record